Messenger RNA from Labrus bergylta (ballan wrasse), 795 nucleotides. The record is from RefSeq and is a predicted model, not a curated record. NCBI's taxonomy places the organism in Eukaryota, Metazoa, Chordata, Actinopteri, Labriformes, Labridae.
CAACGCGUCCUCUGCUGCUCACCUGGAACAGCGCAGCGUGCAGUCAGACAGACAGACAGACAGGAGGACAGGCAGGUAGACAGGCAGGUAGACUGCACGGAGGAGCGGAGCCGGAAGAACGAGCAGGUCGACCUCUCCUGAUUGUUGCCUACUUUUUCCAUAGUUACCCCAGGCGCUUUCAAACCUGCCCUGUUUCCAUUACGCGAUUAAUGUAUGAAAGUGAAGCGGCAGCAGAGGAAACAUGACGGAGAAAGGGAAGAAGCUGAUCCUGAUCGCGGUGGAUAUUCUCUGUGUCUUUGUUGCUGCUCUGCCCUCUGCCAUCCUGACUCUGAUGUUCUCUCCGUACAAAGAGGAAUCUACUGCGAUGACGAAAGCAUCAGCUACCCCUACAGGAGAGACACCAUCUCCCAUGGAGGCAUGGCUGCCGUCACCAUCAUCUGCUCCAUUGUCAUUAUCACUACAGGAGAGGCCUACCUCGUGCACACAAAAGCGUCUGCACUCCAACUCCCAGUUCAACCAGUACUUGUCCGCUCUUUACAAGGUGGUGGGCACCUUCCUUUUUGGAGCAGCCGUCAGCCAAUCACUGACCGACCUGGCCAAGUUCACUAUCGGUCGACCCCGUCCAAACUUCUUAUCCGUUUGCAAUCCAGUCAGCUGUAACGGAUACAUGCUGCAUAUCAACUGUACUGGCAACCCUCGCAAUGUGACUGAAUCAAGGUGAGAGUGCUGAACAUGCUGCCCCUCUCUGUCUUAAGUUUGUAAAUCAGGUCAUAUUUUUAUAUUUAGGUCAUAUUU